CAAACGCUCUUUCUGUGUUGUCGUGUCGAGUCGUCGCCAGCGAAGUCGGAGUGUUGUGCUCAAUCGUCAGUAGUGCAGUGCGCGCGUGUCGCCGCAGCUUCCAGUGCGCAUCCCAGCCCGGCUGGCAGCCGCACGCCGCACGCCGCACGAGCGAGGCACAGAACUCGCGCGGCCUCCGGGGGCACUGACCGACGGCGACGCGCGACGGCCGAGAUCGUCGUAGGAGCCGCGGUAGUCCGCGGUACACUCGCGCGGAACCAGCAGCGAUCCGUUCCUCUCGAACCGUUUGUCUGGUGAAGGUGUAUACCGGACAUCCACAAGUUACAUAGAGCCGCAGCGGCGGCGGCAUGGAGUGCGGCGUGGCGGCGGGCGGGUUUCCCGCGCGGCCCCCGCACCCCGCGCACCCCGACCACCCCGGGCACCCCCCGCACCCCCCGCACCCAGCGCACCCCGCGCUCUCCCCCACGGAGCGCUCGCCCGCCAAGUCCGGCCUCCACGUCAACUUCAGCGACAAAGGAGAGGUGAAAGAGCGGCGCGAGAAGUUCCUGACCGCGAAGUAUGGCAGCCACCAGAUGGCGCUCAUCCGCAAGCGGCUCGCUGUCGAGAUGUGGCUCUACGACGAGCUGCAGAAGCUGUACGAGACCGCGGACAGCGGCGGGACAGGCGGAGCGGCGGGCGGGGGGACGGGGUCGGGGUCGGGGUCGGGCGCGGGCGCUGGGUCGCAGGAGGUGGAGGUGGACAUCGACGAGCUGCUCGACAUGGACAGCGACGACCACCGCCGCGCGCACCUCGCGACUUUACUAGCAGAUGCCAAAAAGCCACAAAAGGAUGUAAAUAAAUUCAUUAACGACCUCUUAGAAAGAGCGAAAACACUGUAGAUAAUUUAAGGACAACGGAAUGUAAUCUCUGCAGCGAUAGCAACGUGAAGCGAGCGUAGCGAGCGCGACGCGACGCCGCCUCCAUAAACGCUCGAGGUGUAAUAUCUACUGUGUAAAUACGGACGGCGAUGUGCGAGCGAGCUGACUGAUAUAAUACAUUAAAAAUUUAUUGGGCUUAGAUAUUUUAGCGCGCGCGACCGAAGAUUACAAUUACGAGCAAAAUUUUAAACGUUUUAUAAACGAAAUCCUGCCCUGCCAUUCCGAAUGGCUUUACUGUCAACUCGUUAAUGAUUUUUAAUGUCGUAUAUUCUACCUCGUGAGUCAACAAUACCGUCGUCGUCGGCGACCUCUCACCUCCGUGAACCAUGUUUAUAGAAUUAGAAAAUAGUCAAGGAGCCGCGCGUUCCUGAUCAUCUAGGAUUUCGGCUAAGUAGACUAAGUAGUUAAGGCUAUUUUUUAUGUAAGUAAUAUAUCGACUCGGCAUUUAUUUACCGAUAUUAAAAAACUGAUGUCGAUCGUCAUGCCAAGGGGUAAGAUAAUUUUGGAAGCGAACAAGUCUAGUGCAAUAAACAUAUCAAUAUAGUUGCAUUUUUUGUACAUCGCCUGACUGACGCGGGAUAGAGGCGCGAGCGCGGGUGUGGCGGGAUCCGAGUGACACUGCGUGGAAUAUCGGAACUUGUCUGUACAGUACAGCCAUACAUACACACUGACCAGCACACGGUCGGAGACAGCUGUGAAUGAAGCUUGCCCGUCGCCUUCCCCCGAUCCAUCGUCAGGAUCAAAGGCCCAAGCACGAAUUUUUGACAACUCCGUAACGUAUUUAUGAAAACUAAGCUCCCUAUCCGACGUAACAACAGACUAGCUUUUCUCAUACAAAAUUUGUCGUUAACGGUACGAUUACGGAGUUGUCAGAAUUAAAAUUACGUGCUCGGGCUUCAGGACGUUCCUGGACGCGCAGAGCGCAUUUUGUUAUAUUACACAAACUGUGUCAUUGAUUCAAUUAUUGUGAAGAGUAUUCAUUAUGUCAUGUGUUUGACACAAAAAUGAUACAACCUACACGAGGUUUGUGUGUUAUUGACUACCUACAAGUAUUGGUUAUUGUUUCAUUGUAAUUUUAACUAUAUUAAUUAACGAGCUAAAAUUUAUCGGACAUUGAGUAUGACAUGUAUUACAAAGCGCUUAAAUAUGUAUGUUAAUAUAAUAGUUAUGUAUGUUAAAGUAAUAAUUAAUUGUGUUAGAAAUCAUCUACUGUGUUAAUUUUUUGCCAAAAGCAUAGUUUUCAUUAAUAGAUUCAGACUCAGGUCACAUUCAUAGAUAGAACUUUGAUGUACUUGGUAUAUGCAGAACAUUUCUAACAGCCGAUAAUCAAACGGUUUGGCACUGCACCAGUGCGUUAUCAUCUGAUUCUAUUUUUCGGAUUUCCCUACCCGCGUGAUCUAUGACAUGAUUCUGUACAACUUCUCAGCGCGCUUGGCAGGACACUGGAUAUAAAAAUUGAUGAUUCAUAUAUAAUGCGGAGCUGCCUAUUUAAAAUGUGUUAUGGUUUUCGCUGUUUCCUUUUAUUUUACGUUACUUGCGAGUGUUGUGGCGAAACUGACGCAAUAAUAUUUGUAUUAAACAAGUCAAAAGGGCUCCUUAGUCUAUGUCUAAUGUUAAAUGACUGUAUACGGAGCCCAUCGUAAGUAGUCUUAGUAGCAAUUUGAAUAUUAACAUUCACGUGUGAUUCGGGCCUGAACUGAAAUCAACGAAGAAUUAUUAUAAAUAAGUGAUGUUUGUAAUAGAAGCGAUUUAAUAUUUGGCACCGAUGCGUGUUGUGGUUGUAUGGUGUCAGCUGCAGUAGGAGACUGUCGUGCGUCGAGUGCGUGACGCUGACGGUGUGAGCGGCGCCCGGCAGCUCCCGGGCCUGUGCACUCUCCAUCUAAACAUGGCUACAAUUAAAUGGCAUUUUUGUAAUAAACCAUUUUAUAA
This is a messenger RNA of Chilo suppressalis (striped riceborer), 2846 nucleotides long. Lineage: Eukaryota; Metazoa; Arthropoda; Insecta; Lepidoptera; Crambidae. The record is from the annotation of a GenBank genome assembly.